Messenger RNA from Etheostoma cragini (Arkansas darter), 3215 nucleotides. It is a transcript of the gene ttll6, whose product is annotated as tubulin tyrosine ligase-like family, member 6. The record is from RefSeq and is a predicted model, not a curated record. Gene Ontology annotation, molecular function: tubulin-glutamic acid ligase activity; tubulin binding. The coding region runs from base 596 to 2689 and encodes 697 amino acids. Lineage: Eukaryota; Metazoa; Chordata; Actinopteri; Perciformes; Percidae. The transcript is spliced from 17 exons. Gene Ontology annotation, cellular component: cilium. Gene Ontology annotation, biological process: microtubule cytoskeleton organization; protein polyglutamylation.
CUUCCAUCUGAAAAGGCACCGCGCGUGUGUGCCUCCAGUUCAUUCAUGUUUACAUUUGUUGGUUACGUCCCCACUACUCGACAACAUCAACAACAUUACUAAAGGCUGCUCAGUUAGUGCAACUCGUCGGUAACGAGUGGACACACUUGUUUGUAACGACUCCGGAGGCAGACGGUGCUCCAGGUGGAGAUGUGGCUCAUUGGUUUUUAUACUGAGGAGUGUGACAGCGUCUUAAAAGGCUCUUGAGACAAAGAUCGGUGUAUCAAAGACGCGUGGAGGCAGACGGACGGACGGACGGACGGACGGACGGUGGAGGCAGCAUCUUGGAACACCUUGGUCCUCACAAAUGUAGGCUUAACAGUGCAGGAUGGGUCUACCUGUGGACAGCCUAGACAGGAAUGAAGAUGCACGUAAAUAUGAGCAGCGGGGAGAAGGAGAGGGUGGUGAAAGCCAAGUUGAAGUCUGCAGCAUCUCCCCGCCGCCCAGCAACAAGAAGAGGAGGAAAGGCAAGAAGAGAUGACUGUGUAUCAACCUCACCAACUGCAAAUAUGAAAGUGUGCGGCGUGCUGCUCGUAGAUACGGCCUCAGAGAGGCCAUGGAGGGUGAAGACUGGACACUUUUCUGGACCGACUACUCUGUCUCUCUCGACCGUGUUAAGGACAUGAAGCGGUAUCAGAAAAUAAACCAUUUCCCAGGAAUGAUUGAGAUCUGCCGCAAAGAUUUACUCGCAAGAAACAUGAACCGUAUGCUCAAGCUUUUCCCCAAAGACUACAAUAUCUUCCCCAAAACUUGGUGCCUUCCUGCAGAUUACAGUGACUUCCAAGCGUACACCAGGGCCAAAAAAAGCAAGACGUAUAUCUGUAAGCCAGAUACCGGUUGCCAAGGCAAAGGCAUCAUCAUCACCAAGUCAAGUAGAGAAAUCCAACCUGGAGAACAUAUGAUCUGCCAGGUUUACAUCUCCAGGCCUUUUAUAGUUGAUGGAUACAAGUUCGACAUGCGUAUCUACGUGCUGGUGACUUCAUGUGACCCAUUUAGCAUAUUCAUGUUUAAGGAGGGACUGGCUCGCUUCUGCACCACCAAGUACAACGAACCGACACACGGCAAUGUGGAUGAUGUGUGCAUGCAUCUUACCAACUACUCCAUCAACAAGAACAGCGAGAACUUUCUUCGUGACGAGGACACUGGCAGCAAACGGAAGCUGUCCACUCUGAACAAGCUCCUGGAGUCCAUCAGCUGCAACACAGACAAGAUGUGGAAUGACAUUGAGGACAUAAUCAUAAAGACUCUGAUCUCUGCCCACCCAAUCCUGAAGCAUAAUUACCACACGUGUUUCCCAAACCACACCACCGGCAGCGCCUGCUUCGAGAUCCUGGGCUUCGAUGUGCUGCUCGAUCACCGGCUUAGACCCUGGGUGCUGGAGGUGAAUCACUCCCCAAGUUUUACCACUGACUCUCAGCUGGACCGCGAGGUAAAGGAUGCGUUGCUGUAUGACACCCUGGUUCUCAUCAACUUGGGCGCCUGCGACCGCCGCAAGAUCACCAAAGAGGAGCGUCGCAGGGUGAAGGACAGGCUGCAGCAAAUCAGCACCAAAGAAGCCAGGUCGGAGGAGCUGCGUCAGUGCCAGGCAGCCACGGUGGAGCAGAUGGAAAAGUACGAAGCCAAACACCUGGGAGGCUUCAAGAGGAUCUACCCCAGAGAGGGAGGGGAGAAAUACGACAAGUACUUCAAACACAGCAGCUCACUCUUCCAGGAGACCGCAGCGUCCAAGGCCAGAGAGGAGUGUGCCAGGCAACAACUGCAGGAGCUGCGUCUGAAGCAGGAGCAGAAGGACCGGAAGGGAGGCCGCAGGAAAGACUUGCAGGGGGAGACGGCGGGGGAGAGAGUCAAACCCCGAAGAGCACUAACACAACCCCCCUGCUCCAACUGUGACUGUGAGCUGCAGCCGCCAUCUCUGUCCAGUGUGGCGGUGCCUCCUGAAGCAGCAGAACCCCGAGAGGAGAAGCAGGAGCAGCUGCUGGAGGAGGACACAGACAUGGAGGAGCAGGAGCGGGUCGACGCGCUCCUCCAGAGGAAGAAACUACUGCAGGACCUGGGGGUGGUGGAGCAGAUCCACCAGCUGCUGCAGGGCCGCAGAGAUGCAGGGGGAGUCCUGCAGGACGCCUGCACCCAGCAGCAGAGGCCGGCUCAUCAGAGACAACAGACAAAGUUGGACUUUUUGACUCAGUUUUCCCAGAAGACAAAGCCGCCGCAGCAGCAGCAGCAGCCCCUCACACAGAUGUCAUGGCAGCAGAUCCAGUCCCAGAUGAUGUCUCAGCAGCGCCUGCUCAGGCCCCCGAUGGACCAGAGGAGCCUGAUCGCGUUGGAGCUCGAGAGAUACAACAGAGCGGCAGAAGUACAACGAACCUCCAGCUCUCAGCGGAUCCACCGGCCAGCCGGCGUCUCUCCGGCUGUCCGGCAGGACGCCCGGAGCAGCUUCCCCAGCGACGGCCGGUCCCGUCCCACCAUGCCCCUCAUAAACCACGUCCCUAAGAGAAGCCUGUGCUGUUCCCACAUGUCCCACGACCCCGCGGCCCUGCAGAGCCUGCUCGUCAUCUCCACUCGCGCCCCCCUGGUCAGGCGGCCUGGCUUCUCUCACAUGGUCCGCAACGCCUCCCGCAGAGCCCCCCAGCAGCACGGGAAGGGCCAGUGAGGAGCCGGCCAGACCUAAAACCACCGUCGACACACGGGACCUGAGGAGAAUUGGAGGUAGAGAGGAUUUUAAACUGUGAACACACUGUGUCUAUGAGGAUUACCUCAUGUUUUAUAUCUGGACUCCUGCAGUUUACUCUGCUUGCCACUUUAUAACCUCAAUUCCUGCAGAAAAAACCCACCAUCAUGGGUUUUUAACUUUUUCUACCCACUGUGUGUGCUCACUUAUGUGUAACAUGUUCCUCCGGGGAUGAAUCAUCUCCAACAAACCUCACCGACAGUGCCAAAAUAAAAGCAAACAAGGCUGAUUUAACAUGACAUCGCACGCGUGAUCCAAAUCCCCUGAAGAAAACAGAAUAAGGCUGCUGAUCACCGGGAGCUGAUGGGAGCUGAAGAUGCCUCCAUGAAACCAAAUGAAUAUUAAGGGAUGAUUAAUUAAGACUAGAACCCUAUUUGAAGAUAAACUGAGGAAUAUUGAUAAAAUAAAGGCCUCCUGCUUUUUCACUCAAGGAAAAGUUUGUGCAGUA